Molecule: messenger RNA, 982 nt
Organism: Camponotus floridanus (Florida carpenter ant)
Lineage: Eukaryota; Metazoa; Arthropoda; Insecta; Hymenoptera; Formicidae
Product: protein obstructor-E-like
Exons: 3
Coding region: 185-886 (233 amino acids)
Cellular component (GO): extracellular region
Molecular function (GO): chitin binding
Source: RefSeq, a predicted model, not a curated record
ACCCGGUUUCGGGCCUGGCAGUCACAUUUUGCCAACGUCGCGACGCACUGCUGCCGACGUAGUUGAAGAAGAGAACAAAAGGACCGAAGAAGAAGAGGAAAAGGAGAAGAAAGAGUCUCCUCGGGAACUUUAAGACACCGACUCGAAAAACUUUGGGAUUUCGCCUCCCUUCAGGAUAUCAAAGAUGGAAAAGCGCGUGCUUUUUCGCCAUUUUCUGCCAUUUCUGACCCUGGUGACCUUGAGCUGGGCACAAUUCCGAUGUCCGGAGCCCAAGGGCUUCUUUGCCGAUCCGGAACAGUGCGAUCUUUAUUACUCUUGCGUGGACAAUCAACCCGAGGAAAAACUUUGCAAGGACGGACUCGUCUUCAGGGAUGAUAAUCCUAAGAAAGAACUCUGCGAUAUACCGGCGAACGUGCCUUGCGGCGAUCGUACACUUUUACAGGAACCGCAUCCUAGCAAGGACUGUCCACGCGCAAACGGCAUCUUCAGCCACGAGGAUCCGACCUCGUGCGAUCGCUUCGUUAACUGCAUCGAUGGAGUAGCGCAGACAGUACCCUGCCCACCCGGUCUGAUCUAUGAGUCCAAAAUGUCAAGCUGUGUCUGGCCGGUAGACGCCACUCGCUUGUGCGAGAACGUGAAACGCGACGUCCUGGAUGACGGUUUCGUCUGUCCGGACGGCGACGUCGCCGGACCGUCUGGCAGGAUUCUGCCGCAUCCCACGUAUCCACAUCCCGAGGAUUGCGCCAAAUUCUACAUCUGCAAGAAUGGUGUGGUGCCGCAGAAGGGUCAAUGCGAACCCGGCACUGUGUAUAACGAGGAGAUCUUCAGGUGCACCGAUCCGGAAAACGUGCAAGGAUGCGAGGAUUAUUACAAGCGGAAGAACUGAACGAGAGAUGGCGUCAUAAUUAAUUGCAGCUACAUGUGUAACGAUCAUCCUUUUAAAUGGACAAUAAAUGCGUGUGAUAUGCACGAUUACGUAAAA